Myotis brandtii (Brandt's bat) is the source of this 3458-nucleotide messenger RNA. It is a transcript of the gene PTCHD3, whose product is annotated as patched domain containing 3. Gene Ontology annotation, cellular component: membrane. Lineage: Eukaryota; Metazoa; Chordata; Mammalia; Chiroptera; Vespertilionidae. The coding region runs from base 1 to 3180 and encodes 1059 amino acids. The record is from RefSeq and is a predicted model, not a curated record. The transcript is spliced from 5 exons.
AUGCGACGGCUUCUCCCCAUCAUGGCACUGGAGGAGAGUGUGGAAGCCUCCUGCCUGGUGCGGAGUUUCGAGUGCUGCUUCCUGGAGGCGCAUGUGCUGUGCUCCUUCCCCUGGCAGGUGGGCAGUGGGCAUGCUGAGUGCGAGCAGUGGGUGGCGAAGGACUGGACACAUUUGGGGCUAGUCGGGCUACAAGUCACGUGCUCCCCAGUGGAAGCUCCAGCAUCCAGGCAGGAGCAGCCAUGUUCAGACUUCUUAGAAUUUCCAGGAAACCGUUGGGAAUCCGUUGGGAAACCGUUGGCUGCGGUAGAGAUAGGUGCUCACCCAGCAGCUACUAGCCUUUCCUUCAUGGAAAGGAGUCUCAACACAUCUGAGCUUGGCCCAGGUAUGGAGCCCGAGCCCACAGAGAAGCAACAACCAGAGUCCCUGCCGAAGCCAUCGGGGGGGCCUGGACCAGACUUGGAUGAAGGGGCAGAUCUGCAGGCAGCACCACUCCCGCCUGAGAAGGCAGAGCUGCUCUUGGAACAGAAACCUGAGCUGGACUGGGCUUCGGGGCAGCAUGCAGAGCCACCAGGAGCUAUGGAGUCGCAGGAGUCAAGUUCGGUGGGGUGGGAUUCACCUCUACGACGGUCCUCAACCGAAGUGUCUCAGAAGCACCGCUGCCACACCAACUGCCUGGAGGCUCCGCUCUCCCGGGCCUUCCGAUGGUUGGGGUGGGAGGUGGGCUCACACCCCUGGGUCUUCCUGCUGGUGCCCAUUCUGCUGACAACUACUCUGAGCACUGGCUUCAUUUACCUGCCCAAGGAUGAAGAAGAGGACCUCGAGGAGCAGUACACCCCCGUCAGGAGCCCGGCCAAGGGAGAACGGCGCUUUGUGCAGGGACAUUUCACCACGAAUGACUCUUUUCACUUCUCCAUCUUCAGGAUGAGCUCUGAGGUCCAAUUCGCUUCCAUUCUAGUGGUGUCAAACUCUGACACCAUGCUGAAACAAGAAAUCUUGUCAGAAGUUAGCAGAUUAGACAGUGCGGUGCAGGCUCUGAAUGCGACUCAGGAAGAUGGAACCCCGAUCCUCUUCAGUCAGGUGUGUGCCAAGAACCAGGGCAUCUGUGUGCCCUCCAACCCCCUCCUGUUCACCUGGCAGGUGAAUAAGAAGCUUGACCUGAAAAGCAUCACCUUCCCCCUCUACAUCCAAAACAGCCAGCCUGUCUCCCUGGCGGGCACCCUUGGUGGAACCAUCUUAGGCAAGCAGAUGGGAACAAACCAUUUACUCCUGCAGGCCAAAGCCAUGCGGCUGCAAUAUUACCUGAGAACCCAAGAAAAAGAGAAUAGUGAGCAUAGCAAGAGGUGGCUCGUACAUUUCCUGGACGAAUUUAGCAAUAUUAAAGAGAGUUUGGCCUUGAAGAUGAUCCGGGUGGUCUACUUUACAUCACUUUCUAGACAACUGGAAUUUGAGGCAACUUCUAAGACGGUGAUCCCUUUGUUUUAUGUGGCAUACUUUCUAAUCAUAUUAUUUUCAAUCGCAUCAUGCUACAGGUGUGACUGUGUACGAAACAAAAUGUUUGUUGCAGUUUUUGGAGUGAUUUCUACUGCCUUCGCAGUGUUGAGCGGCUUUGGCCUGAUGUUGUUCAUUGGGGUGCCAUUUGUGACCAUAAUUAAAAAUGCACCAUUUCUUGUUCUAGGUGUUGGGGUCGAUGACAUGUUUAUUAUGAUUUCCGGCUGGCAGAAGACCAAACUCGUCAAUAGCAUAAGACAUCGUUUGUCCAGGACCUAUUCAAAAGUGGCAGUGUCCAUUACAAUCACCACUGUCACUAACAUCCUGGCCUUCUAUACGGGAAUUAUGACCUCCUUCAGAUCUAUACAGUACUUUUGCAUCUAUACAGGAACAACCCUGUUCUUUUGUUAUUUGUAUACCAUCACCUGUUUUGGAGCAGUUUUGGCCCUGGAUGGUAAAAGAGAAGUAGCCUGUCUACGUUGGUUAAAAAAGCCAGAUAUGGCUGACAAGAAAUGUUACUCAUUAAAAAGAUGCUGCUGUCUCCCAUUUGAUUCUCUCCCAGAUGAACUGGAAGCUGAUAUCCAUCCAAUGAAUUUGUUCUUUAGAGACCAUUUUGGUCCUUUUCUCACAAGCACUAAGACCAAGUUUUUUGUAGUGCUUCUGUACAUAUCGUACCUCAUAAGUAGUAUAUAUGGAUGUUUCCAAGUGCAGGAAGGUUUAGACCUUCGAAAUUUGGCAAGUGACGAUUCCUACAUUACACCAUAUUUUGAUGUAGAGGAAGGUCAUUUUCCACGUUACGGUCCCAAGGUUAUGGUUAUUGUUACUGAAACUCUUGACUACUGGGAUAAAGAUGCUAGGCAAAAAUUGGAAAAAUGUCUGGCAGAUUUUGAAAACAAUGGCUAUGUAGAUAAAGCUCUUACAGAGUUUUGGUUACGAGAAUAUGUGCAAUAUAUGAAAGAUAAAAAGCAAGAUAUAAAUGAUAAGAAUACUUUUAUGAAGAGUAUUUCCAGUUUUUUUGUGGAUUUCCCACAUUUUAAGUAUGAUGUUAAUAUUUCAUCAUCACAUGAAAUCAUUUCUUCCCGUGCCUUCAUUCAGACCAUGGAUAUUUCUACUUCAACCAAGAAGAAAAAGAUGUUAAUCCAGUUCCGAGACUUGGCCAAAAAUUGUGAAAUUCCCCUAAUGGUGUAUAACCCAGCAUUCAUAUAUUUUGAUCAGUAUACUGCAAUAAUAGAAAACACUAUUCGAAAUGUCAUUGUGGCAUCAGCAGCUAUGUUUGUUGUUUCCUUAUUGUUAAUUCCUCACCCACUGUGCUCCUUGUGGGUAACUUUUGCUAUUGGUUCUGUUAUUGUAGGAGUAACGGGUUUCAUGGCAUUCUGGAAGGUCAAUCUUGAUUCCAUAUCCAUGAUUAAUCUUGUCAUUUGUAUAGGCUUUUCUUUUGAUUUCUCUGCACACAUUUCCUAUGCAUUUGUUUCCAGUUCUCAGCCCUCAGUAAAUCUAAGAACAAUUGAGGCAUUGUAUAUGCUAGGCUACCCUGUGUUACAAAGUGCAAUUUCAACAAUAAUAGGGGUGUCUGUCUUAUCUGCAGCCAAAGCAUACAUCUUCAGGACAUUUUUUAAGAUUAUGUUUCUUGUUAUGGUAUUUGGGGCUGCUCAUGGUCUAAUUUUCAUUCCAGUAUUCUUAACCUUUAUUUGAAGGUUUGUUUGAAUAUCCACUAGCAAAUUAAAGACCAAUUAUAGAAUUCCUGAUUGCCCCAAUUCAAUCUGAUAAAAAUGCACUAGUAACAAAAGUCAACAAACUAAAAACAAAGACACAUUUCCUUGAAUUGAAAAUCCCAUUUUAAAAUGUUAUUUAAAAUAUCCUGAGAAAAAUUCAUUAGUCUUUCAUUAAAAUAUCUUUACUAAAUUAGAAAUUGUUGUCAUCUUUAUUAUAAUCUAUGCACAAUGAAGUAUAAAGUAUAAAUUUCCAGGGGU